UUAACUAAAGUGGGUCUUAUCCCACAAACACAGAAAUCUAAGACAGUGAACUUGAAAUAGGGAAAAACGCACUAACGAACCACAUCACAUAGUAAAAAGGGGUUGGGUAGAAGCGAAGAAUAACAACGCAGAUCUGUGUGUGAGAGAGAGAUGUCACGAGGGAGAUCUGAUUCAGGAGGAUGGUGGAGAUGGUGUUUAGUGGUAUUUGCAGUGAUAUCAGCGUUGGUAGUGUGUGGGCCAGCCCUCUACUGGCGAUUCAAGAAUUCGAUCACUUUCCCCAAUUCCCAUUCCAAUUCCAAACUCUCUUGCCCUCCAUGCCUCUGCCAUUGCCCCCCUCCUUUGUCCCUCUUCCACCUUGCUCCUGGCUUGGCCAAUCUCUCUGUCUCAGAUUGUGGAGGAAAUGACCCAGAACUAAAGGAGGAGAUGGAGAAGCAGUUUGUGGACCUUCUCACGGAGGAGCUUAAGUUGCAAGAGUCUGUUACUGAAGCAACCACUCGGCACAUGAACAUAACUUUGGCUGAAGCAAAAAGAGUGGCAUCUCAGUAUCAGAGAGAGGCAGACAAAUGCAUUUAUGCAACUGAAACAUGUGAGCAGGCAAGAGAGCGAGCUGAGGCCAUACUCAUCAAGGAGAAAAAGAUGACUAUUGUGUGGGAGCGGCGAGCACGUCAAAUGGGUUGGGAAGGAGAAUAACUUGCUUAUUAUUUAUAUUCUUUAUGGUUAUAAUCUUGAUCAUGAUUUUGUACAAGCAUGCAAGCAAAAUGCAAAAUGCUUGAGUUGUCAACCAAUUUAGUUUAAAAUUGAUAUGCUACUGUGUUUGUAACCUAUAUGCUUGUAUCAAACAAUUUUCACCUCAGAGAUGGUACCAAUGCAUAAGCGUGCACUAUUAGUGUAUUACCACGACACACUCCCCUGGGCGCUUGAAAUUCUUAAAAUAUGUUCUUGGAUUUGAUUAUAUUA
Molecule: messenger RNA, 957 nt
Organism: Abrus precatorius (Indian licorice)
Lineage: Eukaryota; Viridiplantae; Streptophyta; Magnoliopsida; Fabales; Fabaceae
Exons: 3
Coding region: 151-690 (179 amino acids)
Source: RefSeq, a predicted model, not a curated record